Molecule: messenger RNA, 3297 nt
Organism: Knipowitschia caucasica
Lineage: Eukaryota; Metazoa; Chordata; Actinopteri; Gobiiformes; Gobiidae
Source: the annotation of a GenBank genome assembly
AUGUCGUUUGAACACAGCGGAGCAGCUCAGAUCACGAUGGAGGAGGUUCGCCAGCGGGCCCAGGUCUCUCUCCUGAAAACGGGUCAAGCGCAGGAUGCCAGAGCAGACGUGCAGCAUUUGGCCCGUCUGUCUGCGCCGCUGUCUCAGAAGUAUGUGCACCUCCGAGCGGGCGCCAUGUUGAGAGAGAACACUGAGGGAAAGAGCCACCAAGAGGUGCUGGAGUCUUUGGUGCGUCUGUCCAAGGCCUUGGGGAUCCUGGAGAAGUACGGCUGCAACCUGACCAGUCCCACCAGACCCAAGUACUGGAGGACCGUGAAGCACAACAACCCGGUGUUCCGGACCACCGUGGACGCCAUCAAGGGCGGGCGUGCGGUGCUCUAUCUGUACGGUUACACUCAGCAGCAGAUCGACGGCCUCAGCUUCCCCGAGCACGUGUGCGACCCCGACACCAGCACGGUGGUCGCGGUCACAGUGGAGGUCAUGACACUGCGCACAGAGGUCGACCUGCUGCUCAAGGGCACUCACCCUCAUCCAGAGCACUUCAGACACAUCUGUCCUUUUCUGGUCCCAGAGCAGGAGGAGAGCCCAGAGCCAGAGUGUGAUGCUGUGAUGAUCCCUCCGAGAGAGCAGCCGGUGGUCCAACAGUCUCCUAAAGUCCCUCCCAAACCAGCCCCGAGGAUCAAGACCCUGCCCAGAGCGCCCCCGGUGGUGUCGGACUGCAGCCUCUGUGGCUCCGCCUCCAUGUUUGUGUGUGCGUCCUGUAACCACCAGAACUUCUGUGACGCCUGUGACGAUCUGUACCAUCGGCACCCGGGCCGCGCCGCGCACAAGAGGGACGCCCUGCACCAGGCCAAACCAGACCCCUGCUCCAUCUGUGGUGUUGAACUCGUCCACUCGCUCUGCUCCACGUGUCGCCAGAAACUGUGCCAGAAGUGUGACCGUCUGUUUCACUCACAUCCGGACAGAGUGGGACACAACCGCAGCCUGCUGACCCCACGGACUGCCUCGUCCUGGGAGUGUUGUCACUGCACGACUGUGAACGAGCUCAGAGCUGUUCUGUGUGUGACGUGUGACCGACCUCGGCUGUCCACGGCGCCCCCGGCCCCUACGGCUGCUCCGGAUCCCCUGCAGUCUCCCACCGCAGAGUGGCAGUGUCGUAGCUGUACCAUGCUGAACCCGGGCAGCAGUGUCCUCUGUGAGGCCUGUGAGCGCCCCCGUCUGGCCACCAAGCCUCCUGCACCUCCAGUGAAAACCUCCACCACAGGGUUUGAGUCGCUGGCCCCGCCCCCCACCAAGUGGAUGUGUCAGUUCUGUACCUACGUCAACACCAAACCAGGCUCCAUGUGUGAGAUGUGCAGUCUGUCAUGUAAGGACCCAGGGGCCGCUGUGUCACUGCCUGCAGCUCUGCUCACGAGCCAGGUCUCCAAGAGCACUCCAGGGCCUCCUGUGGCUUUUGUGGUGCCCAGACCCAAACUGGACCUCCAGGCCGAAACCCAGAGACAGAAAGCACUGAUGGAGGACGGACUGAGCCUCAUCAAACACAUCAGAGAGGCGGAGGGGCGUGGCUUCAGUCCGGAGGAGGUCUAUGCCGCUCUGAGCAUGUGCGGAGGGAGCAACAUAAACCCGUGUGAUUGGCUGGAGUCGGAGCUGCCCCACCUACUGGACGAGAUCUGUGCCAUCGCGGCGUCGGUCCAAACCACCGCCGCAAAGCAUCAUGGGACACGACCCCAGGAGGAGGGGGAGGGAGGGGUGAAGCUGUCCAGGGCAGAGGCCAAACAGUCCUGGCUGUCAGCAGGGGGCGACACUGAGGCAGCCGUGAGAAAACUGCUGCAGGACCGACAGAACAAGCUGCGGGAGCUCCAGGCCCUGGGCUUUCGUGACGUGGGUCGCUGUGAGGAGGCUCUGCGACAGAGCGGAGGAGAACUGAAAGGAGCUCUGUCUCUGCUGCAGCGCCCUCUACUGGAGCCCUACCACCAGCGCAUCUGGACCACACAGACUGAGCCUCCUGUGGACCACACAGACCCAGACCGACAGCGCUCGUGCCGUCGCCUCCUUGCGCUCUACGACCUGCCCAGCUGGGGGCGCUGUGAGCUGGUGCUGUCGCUGCUGCAGGAGGAGGGUGUGACCUUCAGUCUGGAGGACGUGGUUCAAGCCGUGAAGGAGUCUCCGGACCGGGAUGUGAUCAAACGCCUGUUGCAGAACGAGUGCGGCGUCUGCUACAGCACCUUCCCCGUCAGCAAGAUGCGCUCUCUCACCUCCUGCCAGUGCUCUCUGUGCCUGGAGUGUUUCCAGAAACACUUCACAAUCGCGGUGACGGAGAAACACAUCCGGGACAUGGUGUGCCCGGCGUGCGACGACCCCGAUAUCAACGACCCCGAGCAGCUCGACGACUACUUCUCCACACUCGACAUCCAGCUGAGGAACUGUCUGAGCCCCGACGUCUACGACCUGUUCCACAGCAAACUGACGGAGCACACCCUGAUGAAGGACCCCAAGUUCCUCUGGUGCUGCCAUUGCACGUCCGGCUUCAUAAACGACGUGGAUCAGCUCAAAGUCACAUGUCCCUCCUGCCACAAGAGCUUCUGCUGCAAGUGCAAGAAAAAGUGGGAGGCGCAGCACCAGGACGUGAGCUGUGAGCAGUUUCAGAAGUGGAAGAGGGACAACGACCCAGAGUUCCAGAAGCAGGGUCUGGCCGGAUACUUACGGGACAACGGCAUCACGUGUCCAAGCUGCCGGUUCCAGUACGCUCUGACCAAAGGCGGCUGCAUGCACUUCACCUGCUCCCAGUGUCGCUACGAGUUCUGCAGCGGCUGCAACAACGCCUUCCACAAGACUGCCUGUAGGACUGCAGGGUGUACUCUGAAUGGGCUCCACGCUCACCACCCGAGAGACUGUCUGUUCUACCUCCGGGACUGGGACCCAGCCCGGCUCCAGGACCUGCUCAAGAAAAGUAACGUGGCCUUCAACACUGAACCCACUGCUGCUGACGUUGUGUGUGGAGUGAUGGAGCAGAAGGACACUGGGCAGCACCUGGACCAGCCGUGUGGAGGAGAGACCAAACCAGGCCAGGCCGGACUGUGCGAGAAGCAUUACCGGGAGUACCUGGUGAGCCUGAUAAACCUUCACUCUCUGGACCCCGCGGUGCUGUUUGACCUUCAGGAGCUGAUUCUGGCCUGUACUCGGUACCACGUCCCGGUCCUGAGAACCGAGGGCGAGAGUGACCCCCACUACAGGGACCGGCUGCUCCAGAAACUGAUGGAGGUUCCACUCGGAGACAAAGUUCCUCGUAACCAGUAA